Molecule: messenger RNA, 1278 nt
Organism: Trametes versicolor FP-101664 SS1
Lineage: Eukaryota; Fungi; Basidiomycota; Agaricomycetes; Polyporales; Polyporaceae
Exons: 3
Coding region: 1-1278 (425 amino acids)
Source: RefSeq, a predicted model, not a curated record
AUGUUCACGCCACCGCCGUCGCCCGAGCCCCGCCGCGUGCAACACCCCGCACCUGCGGCAGAGUCAGCCUCCAAGCCCCUGCGCGCACUUGAUGUCACGGACGACCCAUUCCUGCGCCCGCACUGCUCCCGCACAGGCAGCUCCUCGCCCGAGCGCCCGCCUCACGACGUAAACGACACCCCGCUCUCGCCAAAGGAGGACCCCUACACGUACGCGCUGCUGCACAAGAAGCGUACCGGGCGGAGGACAAAAUGGGCGGUCGUCCUCAUUCCCCUCGUAUUGGUACUCAUAGGUCUGUCCACGCGGUACCUCACCCACCCCGCGAUCUUCGACGCGCUCCGGCCGCGGUCAAACUGGCAAAGUCUGGCUGAGUCGGGGAAGUCCUGGCAGCCACACAAACGGCACCCACAGCCAGUGGACGCGGCGACGACUAUCGACGUUACUGCCUCUACGGCGUCAUUUUCGACCUUGUCAGCGUUGCCCUCGGCGUCCGCGGCCCCUACUGGUACGAGCUCGAGCAGCACGCAGGUGCCCUCGACGGCGCCUCAGCUGCCCGCGCCGUUCCCACAGCCAUUUGACGACUCGCUGUCGACGAACUUUACGACGGUGGGGUGCCAGACGUUCUUCACGAACAUGACGCAAGGGCUGCCGUUCCGCACGUGCCGCCCGUUCUCGCUGCUCGUCUCGGAUUCGAAUGCGUUUAUCACAAGCCAGCGGAACAUCUCCCUUCUGAACACCAUUAUAUGGGGCACGUGCAACACCGAUCCCAGCGCAGACCAGUGCGUAGCGAACAUGGGCUGGUUCGCGAACAACAUACAAACGCAAUGUAAGGGCGACAUCUCCGCGAACAACCCGAUCGUGCAGGACGCCGUCGCCGGCCUCGAGGCGUACGCAGUCAUGCGCGCGGCGGCGUGCCAGAUCAACACUGCGACGAACACGUACUGCUAUGUUGACGCCGCACAGAGCACACACCCGUCAGACCUGUACCUCUACCAACUCGCGCUCGGGCUGCGCCUCCCGAACACGACCGUGCCAAGCUGCACAUCCUGUGUGCAGACGGUGAUGCGCACGUUCGCCGCGGACGGCGCGAACCUCACCGCGCUGCAGAAGACGUACCCCGCCGCGGCGCAGACGGUGAACAGCGCGUGCGGCGCGCAGUUCGUCGCCAACCUCGCGCAGGCGGACACGAGCGGCGCGCGGGCGGGCGCGACGCGGAUGGCGUCUGCCAUGGCGGCGGGCGGCGCGGCGCUGCUGCUGGGCGCGCUGUUGGCGCUGUAG